Molecule: messenger RNA, 3675 nt
Organism: Cervus elaphus (red deer)
Lineage: Eukaryota; Metazoa; Chordata; Mammalia; Artiodactyla; Cervidae
Gene: ARL6
Product: ADP ribosylation factor like GTPase 6
Exons: 8
Coding region: 447-1007 (186 amino acids)
Biological process (GO): cilium assembly; intracellular protein transport; protein localization to cilium
Cellular component (GO): cytoplasm; axoneme
Molecular function (GO): GTP binding; GTPase activity
Source: RefSeq, a predicted model, not a curated record
CCUGGCUAGGAGGCGGCCGUUCAACCCGUCACCCUUGCUCACACUUCUUUAAUACUCCUCACUGUUCCUCAGGCGUUUGGGGAAGCUCGUCAAUCCCUUAACAGGAGCUCGGAGGCAGACGCGCUAAGACCUCUGAGGAGGCGUGGCUCCGGACCGGAAGAACCUCCGGUUGCCGGGGGAACGCCACGCACCCGAGGCGCCUGCCCAGCCACUGAUACUUGGACUGAGGAAGAGGCUACAACCCCUUUACCCAAGUUGUGGAGGCGGCUUUGCUCUGGUCCGGGCAUCCUUUCUGUGGAGGCCUGGAGAGAAAGGUACCCAGAGCGCCCGCACCACAUUCCCAUCCCCGAGACGGAGACGAGCGUUCAUUCCUGUUCUUCAGCAGCUCCCGGGCCCACGAGAGUAACCGCAAAGAGCAGCUGAUUUGUGAAUCCUUGCCUCACAUUAUGGGAUUGCUAGACAGACUUUCAGGCUUGCUUGGCCUCAAAAAGAAGGAGGUUCAUGUUUUGUGCCUUGGGCUGGAUAAUAGUGGCAAAACAACAAUCAUUAAUAAACUUAAACCUUCAAAUGCUCAGUCUCAAGAUAUAGUUCCAACAAUAGGAUUCAGCAUAGAGAAAUUCAAAUCGUCUAGUUUGUCUUUUACAGUGUUUGACAUGUCAGGUCAAGAAAGAUACAGAAAUCUCUGGGAACACUAUUAUAAAGAAGGACAAGCCAUUAUUUUUGUCAUUGACAGUAGUGAUAGCUUAAGAAUGGUUGUGGCCAAAGAAGAACUUAAUACUCUUCUGAAUCACCCAGAUAUUAAGCACCGUCGAAUACCAAUCUUAUUCUUUGCAAACAAAAUGGAUCUUAGAAAUGCAGUGACAUCUGUAAAAGUAUCUCAGUUGCUGUGUUUAGAGAACAUCAAAGAUAAACCAUGGCAUAUUUGUGCUAGUGAUGCCAUAAAAGGAGAAGGAUUGCAAGAAGGUGUAGACUGGCUUCAAGAUCAGAUCCAGGCUGUGAAGACAUGAAAAAAUAGUAUUUGGAAACCUCAACAGUUUUCAAUUCAAGAAAUAUAUAUUAAGGCAAACUGAAUAUUUUACAUUUUUUAAAGGUGUCUUUACAUCUAAGAAUACUUUAUAAUCUUCUACUUGCAUUUAUGGACUGUUAAUGAGGUUUUUAAGAAGAUAGGACUUCAGGUAUGCUAAUCUGCCCAUUAAUGAUAUCAAAACUAAAUCUUCCCUCCAAAGAGCUCCCUCCCUAGAUUUAUCAACUUCUUGGUAAAGGUCUACAUUUGAUUAUAAUUAGACUGUUUAUAAAGUCAGAGUUAUCUCAGUACCCCAUCAUGAUUAAUGAUAUCUUUAAUGCAUUUUAUUUUUUAAUUGUCAUCCAAAAAUAUAGUUUAUUAUAUGACUUUGUAGUAUGAUGUGCUUGUGAAAAAGAACUUUAAAUAUUUAUAAGGGUCCUUGGGUAAAUUAAUAUAUAUUAAAGCUUUACUAUAUGUCACCAUCAACAUAACAUAAAAUGUAAUGUACCAACUAGUGUGCUUUGUAUGCCGAAAAGAAUAAUGCUAUGUUAAUAUGGCAUUUGGUGUUUUACUGUCAAACAUUUGCAAAUUAUCUGAGACCAAGUUAAACAGAAUUCAUUUAUUCAGUGAAUACAUAUGAAACAUCUCUGUAUCUGUACUAGUUUGGUAUUGUCCUAGGCAAUGGUGAUAUAAGGUGAAUAAAACAUGUUGCUUAUCCUCAGAGAACUUAAAAGAUAAUGAGGGAAAAUUUGAGAAUCUUUUCUUACAUAGUGUUUAAUUUAUUUCAUUGGCUGAAUGAAAAUAUUGCAUUUUAAGAUUAGUUAUUACAGUUGAUUUUAUUCUUUCUUCUUUUAAAUUGUGUCCAGUUUACUGUGGUACUUUGUUAAAAUAGACUGUGACUCAUCAACUAUGAUUUUCCUGUGCAUGAACUGCUGCAAAAAUGUUCUUUAGAAUUUUAAACAUACUUCUGCCAUCUACUGUUUGCAAAUUGUGUUGCUUCUCACAACUUAGAGACUACUUGAAAUUGUAAACACUAAAUAGAAGCAUUCGUUUUUAAUCAAAUCAAUCACUGGGGAACUGUGGAUAGAGCAGUGGUGUAAAUCCUGAAAAAUAUCCCAUGUAAAGGAAAACUAAUAUACAGUACGUAGCAUCUUAAAUAUCCUUAGCUGUGAAAGUGAAAGAAACAGAAGGCAAAAGGUAAAUGAGUAAUAAAGGUGUAUUACAGUGACUACAGUAGUGGCAUGUUUCACAGAAAUUUGAAUAUAAUCAUUUUAAAACUAUAGUAAAAAUUGUAUAAUCCAGUUUCUCUUAGUCCAGAAAUCCCAGUGAUUUGGAAUUUGGCAAAUUGAAAAUUACCCAGACUAUUCCAGUGAUCCAGCAUUUUAGCUAGCUUGCCAACUUCUCAUAAAUGGUUUUGAUGAGGAUACAAGAUGAGUCUCAUUAAUCUAGAGUUGCUUCAAAUAUAAAAAAGAUGUGAAGAUGAAAACACUGUAAUUCAACAAAAAAUCUGAUACGCUGUAACUAUUUUAGGAAGAUGGAGAAAGUGGUGGUGUAAGAGAAUUCAAAUCCUUACCUACCAUAAGGUAACAAUAAUAAUAGCUAUCAUUGUAUUUUGAGCAAAAUAUUAUUACACAUAUGGUAUUGUGCAUCUAUCCUGACAAUAACCUUAGGUAGCAGAUUCUAGUAUUUGUUUUACAGACAAGGAAAGGACCUAAAAAUGUUGUUUGUUUAGGUCACAGAGCUAGUAAAUGGUGGUUCUGGGAUUCAGAACACAACAAUCUGUUUAAAAUAGGUGAUUCAAGAGCUAAGAGUAAUACUGAUUUUAGAAAUAUAGAGAUAUCUGCCAUAAGAAUAGCUAAAAGGAUAGAAAAGUCUUCACUGGGGUGGGAGACUAGGAUGGGUGUGGAGGAGGUCAUGGACAAGGGACUACUGUUUUAUUUAUUUAUUUUUGCUUUUUGUUUUAAGUCUGUUAACACUUCAAAUUUUAAACUGGGCAGAAAUGACUAUGAUAAGAAUAAUUCUUCAAACUCUGUUAAUACUGAGCUAAUUAGUAUUCCACAGACUACAGUAGUCCAUGCCUAUGCAAAUACGUAGAAGAGGGUACUGACUAUUUCCUUUGUUUCCAUAAUCUCCAAAUCUAGUUUAUAAACAUCCAUUCGUACUCUGUGUUCAUUUAAAGAUUAUGUAGAAGCAAGUUGGGCUUUAGCGGUCACAGCAUGCUAUAUAAGUGUAUAUACACUGAGGGUAUUGCAUUUGUAUUUAACAUAUUAUGCAGUUAAAAUGUAUUUAGGCUAAAGCAAGGGUUUUUUUAAUGUUUAGACAUCAUUGUGUUACAAAAAUUAAUUCAUUAUGCUCUGCAUUUCAAUAUGACACCUCAUAAAAUGUUGAAAAGUUAGCCUGUUGUAUAUUUUGCAUUUAAAUGUUUAUAAUGUGGCCCUAUUCAGCCUGUGCCUUAUAAAUCACAAAAGAGCUGAGCUGUGUAUAUUUUUCAUUUGUAGGUUGUCUGCUAAAAAUUAUGAAUUAUCUUCUGAUUAUUUAUUUAUUUCCUUUGAAAUUUUCAGCCCACCAUGUUGUGAUUUCUAUAAAUAUAUGCAGUUACCCUUGAGAAAACUUAAGGCAAAUACAUGCUGCAUGUAACUCUGGUACAUUAAAAUACUGUGCAUUUUAACUGA